AUGGCCCCCAGGGACAGCGCGGAGCCUCAGCCUCCGCCACCUUCUCAGGGCUGGGUGUGGCCUGGAAAGAUAGUGGCCAUGGCGAUGGGUGCCCUGGCAGGCUUCUGGGUCCUCAGCCUACUCACCUAUGGCUACCUGUGCUGGGGCCAGGGCUUAGAAGAGGAGGGGCCCCUGGGAGCUCAAGCCGAAGAGAGACCUGAAGCAGGCUCCCCGGGCACCGCCCAGCCCCAUCUCAUUUUCAUCUUAGCUGAUGAUCAGGGAUUUAGAGACGUGGGUUACCACGGAUCUGAGAUAAAGACGCCCACUCUUGACAAACUCGCUUCGGAAGGAGUUAAACUAGAGAACUACUAUGUCCAGCCUAUUUGCACACCGUCCAGGAGCCAGUUUAUUACAGGAAAGUAUCAGAUCCACACAGGACUCCAGCAUUCUAUCAUCAGACCUACCCAACCCAACUGUCUACCUCUAGACAACGCAACCCUACCUCAAAAGCUGAAGGAGGUCGGCUAUUCAACUCAUAUGGUUGGGAAAUGGCACUUGGGGUUUUACAGGAAAGAAUGUAUGCCCACUAAGAGAGGAUUUGAUACCUUCUUUGGCUCCCUUUUGGGAAGUGGAGAUUAUUAUACACACUACAAAUGUGACAGUCCCGGGAUGUGUGGCUAUGACUUAUAUGAAAAUGAUAAUGCUGCUUGGGACUAUGACAAUGGCAUAUAUUCAACACAGAUGUAUACUCAGAGAGUGCAGCAAAUCCUAGCUUCCCAUGACCCCGCCAAACCUAUAUUUUUAUACAUUGCUUACCAAGCUGUGCACUCACCCCUGCAAGCCCCUGGCAGGUACUUUGAACACUACCGAUCCAUCAUCAACAUAAACAGGAGGAGGUACGCAGCUAUGCUCUCCUGCUUGGAUGAAGCAAUCCACAACGUGACCCUGGCUCUAAAGCAGUAUGGUUUCUAUAACAACAGCAUUAUCAUAUACUCCUCCGAUAACGGUGGACAGCCCACAGCAGGAGGAAGUAACUGGCCUCUCAGAGGUAGCAAAGGAACAUAUUGGGAAGGGGGCAUCCGGGCAGUUGGCUUUGUGCACAGUCCACUUCUGAAAAACAAGGGAACGGUGUGUAAGGAACUUGUGCACAUCACAGAUUGGUACCCAACCCUGAUUUCACUGGCGGAAGGGCAGAUUGAUGAAGACAUUCAGCUAGAUGGAUACGAUAUCUGGGAGACGAUAAGUGAAGGUCUUCGUUCACCCCGAGUGGAUAUUUUGCACAACAUUGACCCCAUUUACACCAAGGCGAAAAAUGGCUCCUGGGCAGCUGGCUAUGGAAUCUGGAACACGGCAAUCCAGUCAGCCAUCCGGGUGCAGCACUGGAAGCUGCUCACAGGAAAUCCUGGCUACAGUGACUGGGUCCCCCCUCAGGCUUUCAGCAAUCUGGGCCCAAACCGAUGGCACAACGAGAGGAUUACCUUGUCAACUGGCAAAAGUAUCUGGCUUUUCAACAUCACCGCUGAUCCAUACGAGAGGGUGGACCUAUCGAGCCGGUAUCCUGGCAUCGUGAAGAAGCUGCUGCGGAGGCUGUCACAGUUCAACAAGACGGCAGUGCCAGUCAGGUAUCCCCCGAAGGAUCCCAGAAGCAACCCUCGACUCAACGGAGGAGUCUGGGGCCCGUGGUAUAAAGAGGAAAAUAAGAAAAAGAAAACAAAUAAAACCAAGGCUGAGAGAAAGCAAAAGAAAAGCAAAGCGAGGACGAGAAAACAACCGGCAGCACACUCUUCAACAAAAUGCCACCCAAGUGUUACUGCCGGCUGA
Arvicola amphibius (Eurasian water vole) is the source of this 1800-nucleotide messenger RNA. RefSeq names its product arylsulfatase family member J (gene Arsj). Lineage: Eukaryota; Metazoa; Chordata; Mammalia; Rodentia; Cricetidae. The record is from RefSeq and is a predicted model, not a curated record. The transcript has 2 exons. Bases 1 to 1800 code for a protein of 599 amino acids.